UAUGACGACACCGUGGCUAGUCGAACUUUUGGACAAAUAUUCAUCUAAAAAUUAUCAUAUUGAAUACGAUGGAUUUCUGUCGAAUCAUAUGAUACAUGGUAUUAUAGCUCUGUAUAGGCUAGCAGCCGAUGAAAAGAGAAUUCAAGAAUUUAUCAAGUUUUAUACUCAUAAACUUCGUGAUCCAGAAGUGGUGAAAGAAGAACUUACUAUAGAAGAUUUGAAAGGAGCGCGCAUUUCUUAUCCGAAGCUGGUCGAAUAUUAUAGAGGAGUUUAUCGCGAUUGUAACAAUGAUAUGAAAACUGUACUUGAAAAAGUAUGGCCCCAAUUAUGUGACGGAUCAGCUGGAUCAGCGAUUCAUGGUUUAAUUCAUUUGGGUUAUGCUUUAUCGGUGGAGCAUGAUCCAAGUGCAAUAGAUGGAUUGGCUUAUGUUCAUCAUUCAUACAUUCCUAUAACUUGUGAGAAAUUAAAUAAAAAUCCGGCUAUUUUUGGUCAGGGAAAAGAAAAUCCUUUUAUCGUUGUCAACGACAUGACUGAGAAAUUAACUGAUAAAAUGCUCAAUAAAGUUGAAGAUGAGACAAUUCAGAAAAUGGCUAACAGCUACCUUCAAAGACGAAUUGCUGCACUUUUUAAGUUCUAUCCGGAAGAGGUUUUGGAAUUCGUUGGCCGUAUUCAAGUACCUAAGGACGUAAAGACUUGUUUGGACUUAGCAUACUAUGCUUUGCAUCUUUCUCUUAUUGUUUAUGUAAAAUCCGCACGAAAGAAUGAUUUUUUCUUACUUCAUGGUAUAACUUCAGGAUGGUCUGUUGUACAGAUUGUUAAGAUUCUUGGAGAUUGUGAUUUAUCCAGAAGAACAAUUACAGUUUAUAUGGCUAUAUUAUUAAGUGCCUAUGUAGGACAGCUAUCACCUAAGUUAAACAGUACUGAUGAAGUCAAAGAUGAAGUUAAUGACGAAUGGUGGAAGAAAAUCACAGAGGAAUUGUUAGCACGAGAAUUAGAUGAGCACAUUUACAAGUUGAUUCAAGUUUGCAAAGAAUUGUGGAAGGAUAAAGGAUGGCCCGAGUGUCCCAUAGCAGCACGAAUAGCUUUAGAUCAUUCUUUGAAAUUCAGAGAUUAA
This is a messenger RNA of Dimorphilus gyrociliatus, 1114 nucleotides long. The record is from the annotation of a GenBank genome assembly. NCBI's taxonomy places the organism in Eukaryota, Metazoa, Annelida, Polychaeta, Dinophilidae.